This is a messenger RNA of Diceros bicornis minor, 932 nucleotides long. RefSeq names its product MAPK regulated corepressor interacting protein 1 (gene MCRIP1). The record is from RefSeq and is a predicted model, not a curated record. The coding region runs from base 140 to 433 and encodes 97 amino acids. NCBI's taxonomy places the organism in Eukaryota, Metazoa, Chordata, Mammalia, Perissodactyla, Rhinocerotidae. The transcript is spliced from 6 exons.
GCGGCCGGCGAGGGGAGGGCCCGGGCGAGGUCGCGGUGUGGAGGGGCGGGGGACUUGGCGGGGAGCCCAGCGCGGGUCUGCGUCUCGAGAGAGGCCGAGGGGAUCCAGCAGUGGAGUGCAAGCACCAGACACCCCAGCAAUGACCAGUUCCCCCGUCUCCAGAGUUGUCUACAACGGCAAGAGGAACAGUAGCCCCCGCUCUCCCCCCAGCAGCAGCGAGAUCUUCACCCCUGCCCACGAAGAGAAUGUGCGCUUCAUUUAUGAAGCCUGGCAGGGCGUGGAGCGAGACCUGCGGAGCCAGAUGUCAGGCAGUGAGCGGGGCCUGGUGGAGGAGUACGUGGAGAAGGUCCCCAACCCCAGCCUGAAGACCUUCAAGCCCAUCGACCUGAGCGACCUGAAGCGCCGGAACACACAGGACAUCAAGAAGUCCUAAAGCGCGCUGUGCCCUUCCCCGGGCCUCUGGGAGAUCGGAGUGUAGCUUGAUGUUGGUCUCCUCGUCUCCUGUGGGCCCAGCUCCUGGGAGGGGGAGGGGGCGGUGCUCCCAGUGGGCCACAAACCCCAGAACCAGGACGGUGUGAUUGAUGGCCGAGGCCUGCCCCUUCUCCUCGAGCCCCCUCCUUUCCUCUUGGGGGAAUCUCAGGCUGCCCCCUGUCAUUGGGAGGAUCUGGGCCCUGCCAGCCCUUGCCCACCCCCAGGCCUAGCUGCAUCUUUGGAGCCACACAGCCCUGCCUGCCCCCCAGGGCCUUGACCCUGACUCUCCUUCCUUGCCAUCACCUUCCACUGCCCCCACCCUCCUAUUCCUGACCACUUCCAGGGUCAGGAGGGAGAACAGGGAGCCUCUCUUGUCUCCUGGGCCAGUGAGACUGGGCCGAGUUUAUCCCAAGGUGGCCAGGAGGCAGGACAGGGGUGGCGCCACCUCCCCACUGACCCCG